AGAGCGUUGUUUUUUGUGGGUUAUUCCAGAUUGGGAGGCGAGUAUUAAAAUCCCGGGAAGAUAAAUGAUCGUCCUUGGACUUCCGGUUUGUUCUUUCGAUUGUCAAUGCCUUUGGCCAAGAUCUAUCAAUUCGCCCUCUGAGUUCUGAGAUCAUGACAGCCAGUACUCGUGGCGCAUAUAGCUAAGACAAAUAGUGUGCAGUUUUCUUGAGCCAGAAUAUUGUCAACAGACUAUUGCAAUACUGCAAUAACUAAAAUGUCCUUUUAUUUACGAAAACUGCGACGCACCCUUCGUCUCAUUCCAUCCACUCAAAGUCUUAGCUUCGGUUUCUCGACACGAGUGAACGAGAGGGAUAAUGCAAGUUCACUUUCUGAUGGAUCAUCUCCAAAUGUGUCACGACUGCACAGAACAUCCUCAUCCAUACCAAACCAAACCGCACCCACCAGAACAGGUGAGGGGUCAGUCACAUCGGCAAAUGAAAUUGCUCACAAUCUGCUGCCCGUCAUCAUACCACCGGCUGAGUCUCUUCUGCCGAUGUCAUACAAAGAUGUGAAAGACAUUCUUUUGAGCGAAUCUUUGAAGAGAGCUUCCUCUUCCUCUGAAGAAAUAGACUUCGUUUCAAAGGCUGUUAAGUCUGUAAGACUGACCUGUGAUGAUAUACUGGUUGACCCUCUGGGUGGACCCUUCGACUGUGAUCUCCUCCAAUCUGUCAAUGAAAGAAUACCUAUAGAUAUUUUGGCACCAACACCUCUGACCUGCCCAUCCUUUCGAGAUUUCCGUAUGCCGCACUGCGAUGUGUGGAGAAAGAACAUUCAUUCUGUUGAAGAACUCUCUAGAGGAAGUGAGAGCCAAAGAGUUAAUCAAGACUUAUCACCUGCCAAUGCUGCAAUCCCUAAUGUGCAUACUGUGUUUUUUUCUGCGAGUGGAAGCCGAGACAGUCAGAGCUCCUCUGAAUCCUCAAAAGAUGGGCCUUCACCAGAACAAAUGCACAACGUAAAGGAAAAACUGGAGGCACUGGUUACAAACCUGUUCAAAGGUCGUCAUGACUACGGCAUUCUCCACAAGCAAGUAAUAUUGGAGAACAACCUGUUUGGGGACAAUAAAGUUAGCAGAGGUGUGACAGCCUAUGCCAUGGAGCUGCUGAAGCUUCGGUUCCGUAUCCACGUGCGGUACUCGAGCACAGCCAUGGAGAUUAUGAAUGUGACGAGCCUGGAGCAAAGCGGAGUCAUCCGCAUCCACUGGCGUCUCAAGGGCGUUUCACAGAUUCAGGUGCUCAAGUUUUGGAGGCUCUUUCAGAGCAAGAACACGAUCCUGAAGGAAGACUGGGAGUGGUUAGAGGCAUUCUCCUAUUUCCACAUAGGAAAAGAUGGACUUGUGCAUAAACAUAGGAUUGACAGGAUGAUGCCGGACAACGAGAGGGAGACCAACAAUCUGACGGAGAAGCUGCAAGGUCUGCUGAACCCUGCCAAGCCAUUGGUCAGUUGAACGCCCGCGUGUCCUGAAGCAUGUGGUCAGUCUGUUGAGGCGGGAUGUCAUCUACGUUCGGAGUCGGAGAUGAGAGUCACAAACACACACACACUCACACAAUCAUCUUCUCGGGCUUGUUCCUCAUUUGUUCCGAGGCGAAGAUGGACAAGUUUUCCGUCUUGACUGACUGUAGUCAAGAUGAAGUUCUUCUUACUGUCGUUGGAAUGUUAUCUUGACGAUACUCAUAAAGUGUAGGGGUGGGGGUUUGCUGUUUUUUACGGUAGCCUUGCAUUUUUGGUAGAUUUGUGGUGAAAAGCCUAUUGCUAUCGGUUUCAUUACAUAUUUUCAGCAUUGACUUUUGUUAGUUAAUGUAGGUGUAUGUAUGUGUAAACGGUUUUGAUUACAAGUGAAUAAAUUUAUAUAAAUAGUGUAUAAGUAUGGAUCAAGCAAGAUUUGUUGUUUGCGUCAGAUAUUUUAUCAAGACAAUAACUAAGAAAUGGUGUUUUCAGUGUCUUAAUCUUCAAAAUAAAACAAAAGUGACUUCAGCAAAUGUGGUCUGAGAAUGGGGUGUGUGUUAAAGCUAUUGUCAAUUGUCUCUGUAAGCCUUUAGUACUUACACUUAUAGGGAACUUAUAGUUCGGUAUUUGUAAAAAAAAA
This is a messenger RNA of Aplysia californica (California sea hare), 2124 nucleotides long. RefSeq lists its product as uncharacterized. NCBI's taxonomy places the organism in Eukaryota, Metazoa, Mollusca, Gastropoda, Aplysiida, Aplysiidae. The record is from RefSeq and is a predicted model, not a curated record. The transcript is spliced from 6 exons. The coding region runs from base 256 to 1485 and encodes 409 amino acids.